This is a messenger RNA of Alternaria burnsii, 936 nucleotides long. Its product is annotated as isochorismatase domain-containing protein mitochondrial precursor. The coding region runs from base 1 to 936 and encodes 311 amino acids. The transcript is spliced from 6 exons. The record is from RefSeq and is a predicted model, not a curated record. Lineage: Eukaryota; Fungi; Ascomycota; Dothideomycetes; Pleosporales; Pleosporaceae.
AUGCCUUCUUGCUCCGACUUUGUCCACCACCAGCAGCGAUGCUGGCAACGUCUAUUUCCCGUCUUGUCAGAUCUGUAUCUGGCCGGUAUAUCACCGCGUGAGCAGACGCAGGGACAGCACCAACGGCGGUAUCUCGUAAUGGACAGGGCGUAUUGGACAGAUGGGGUAGCGACCAUGUCGUUCCUUCUAGCCGAGGCACGUUCGCAUGCGGCUUGCAUAUGCGCAUCGACUAUCAUGGCAUCUCUCCUCCUACGCGUUGCACAGCCAAGUGUGUCGUUCACCUGCCGUAGAACUGCUCUUCGAACAUUCUCUUCAGCCAUGGCUCAGCGACGCAUUGGUAGGCGGCUCAGCAACAUCUCUGUCUGCGAUCUUCAAGAGAAGUUCCGUCCUGCUAUAUAUGAAUUCCCCAAAGUCGUUUCGACUGCACAGAAGCUGCUCAAAGCAAGCAAACUACUGAAUAUUCCCGUAUUCGCAACAACCCAGAACAGAGCGCGAUUGGGCGAGACAUGUCCGGAGCUGAAGUUGGAUCAGCCCGAUGGCAUCAAGACAGUCUGUCAUCUUGACAAGACACUCUUUUCUAUGAUAACACCAGAAGUCAAGCAAGCCCUCGACUCACUCAAUGCCUCCGGUCCACUCUCCUGUAUCAUCGUCGGCAUCGAAAGCCACAUUUGCGUCACCCAGACCACACUCGAUCUCCUCCGGUCCGGACACAAAGUAUAUGUCAUUGCUGAUGGCGUAAGCUCCUGCAACAAGGAGGAGGUGCCCGUCGCUUUGGCGAGGCUGAGGCAUGAAGGUGCCGUGGUCACUACGAGCGAGAGCUUCAUGUAUGAAUUUGUUGGAGAUGCAGGAACGCCUGAGUUCAAGGAAAUCAUCAAGGUGGUCAAGGAGACGUCGCAGAGCACAAAGGAGGCAAUGCAGACACUCUGCAAGAUCUAG